ACUGCGAAAAUUAAUGCGAAAAUCAAAUUAAAUUUAAGGUCAAUUCCACACAUUACAAACUGAAUGCUUUAACAAUAAAUAUUCAAUAGUUCCCGCUAUCUUAGGCGGCUACCCAAAAUUCAGCAUAUCAUUCCUCCCUUGUUAAGGACGGUUGUAAAACAAGGUUUUUAAUGGCUCACGCUAAAAUAAAAUGCAAAUGGAAAAAUUAGCGGCACCAUCUGAUAUCCAUGAUAGCCUUAAAAAUUCUUUAUAAAUUCUUCAUUGAUCUAGCAAAGCACAUCUCGUUCUGAGAUAGACCAUGUGUGCGACUAGUACCUUAUUGUGUUCGCAUUUAGUUAUUCAAAAGAUCUCAUUGUUGCGUCCACUACUUCACUGGCGCAAAUACGAGCAUCGUCAUGGCCUAAUUCAAAGUCUGCUUUAUGGUCAUUUUAAUAGAAGUAUCUCAACCACUCAACGAAAAGCUAAAGACAUUUGCAUUCGAGUCAUCAAACCAGCGGAUCGUCAGCGAGUUUUAGAAUUUCUACGUAUCCACUUCUAUUGUGACAAACCAUAUGUGGUGGCCACUACAGCGAAUAUCAACAACACAGCAUUGACUGAGCCCGAUAAGGCCGAUGAGGACUACAAUAUUUCGAAAAUUGAACAUGGAACAUGCCUUAUGGCUGUGGACCAGCAGAGCCAAGCUACUGUAGGUGUUUUGCUAGCAGGACCAAAAGGUCCCAAUGAAGCCGAAUUAUUGUCCAUACGAGCCGCUAAGGAGGGGCUCACAAAAUGGAGUGUUAUUCUCAAGUUAUGGGAACGUGCCGAGAGAGAGUCAAAUGUCUACAAACGUUAUGGAGUGCAAAGAGUUCUUCAUUGUACAGUCUUGGCUGUGGACAGGAAUAUUCGCGGCAAGAGAAUUGGUGCGCGUUUAUUUAACGAACUGCAGGAGUUGGGAAAAACUUGGAAUUAUGAACUGGUGACUGUUGACUGCACCAGUUACUAUUCCUCAAAGUUGUGCAAACAACUAGGCUGGGAAUGUGUGAAUGAGAUCUACUACAAUGAGUAUGUGAAUGAAAAUGGGCAUGCAAUGGUUAAUGCCAAGCCUCCCCAUGUGUGCUGCAGGACAUAUGCGGUAAGACUAUGAAAAAGGGGUCAGCAUUACAGAGUACCAAAACUCUCUACACCAUGAAGGCGCCUUUAUACAAAACUUAAAUGCGAUGAGUACGUAUCUUUGUCGGAAUAAAAUGAAUUAAUUUCAACUAUAAGAUGUUUACAAAAUUUUAAUAAAUUGCCUGCUUCAUUUUGAAGCAUAAAAAACUUUAAAAA
This is a messenger RNA of Stomoxys calcitrans (stable fly), 1305 nucleotides long. Its product is annotated as arylalkylamine N-acetyltransferase-like 2. The coding region runs from base 299 to 1123 and encodes 274 amino acids. Gene Ontology annotation, molecular function: N-acetyltransferase activity. The transcript has 2 exons. NCBI's taxonomy places the organism in Eukaryota, Metazoa, Arthropoda, Insecta, Diptera, Muscidae. The record is from RefSeq and is a predicted model, not a curated record.